Molecule: messenger RNA, 4327 nt
Organism: Electrophorus electricus (electric eel)
Lineage: Eukaryota; Metazoa; Chordata; Actinopteri; Gymnotiformes; Gymnotidae
Gene: lurap1
Product: leucine rich adaptor protein 1
Biological process (GO): positive regulation of canonical NF-kappaB signal transduction; positive regulation of cytokine production
Source: RefSeq, a predicted model, not a curated record
AAAAAAAAAAAAAAACACUAUGGAAGAAGUUGCAGGUAGUGAAUCCAUCGCUGAUUUAAAAGAUAUAGAGGCUAAAAUAGGAAGAAAAACCCCGGAGGGAUUGCUCAGAUGGAUGCGGGAGGAACCAGCAUCCCGCGGGGACCGCAAGUUAAGCUGCCCAGAGAGCAGCGACUCUGAAAAGAAAGGUCUCGAUGCACAAAUCAGGAAACUCAAAGUCGAUAUGGCUCACCUGCGGGCGGUGGAUGUGAGGAUACUGCAGCAGCUGCUGACACUGCACGAGGGCAUUGAAGCCGUGAAGUGGCUCCUGGAGGAGCGCAUGCCCCUCGCCAGCCGCUGCAGCAGCCUGACCAGCAGCCAGUACAGCCUGGGCGAGGGUGCCGACACCUCCUGGAGAGGCAGCUGGAGCAGUCUGCAGGACCAGCACGACAGGCUGGACAACAUCUCUGUCGGCAGCUACCUGGACACGCUGGCCGACGACCUGGAUGAGCACUGCUCCUCCAGCGGGGCCGAGUCCGUGCUCUGCUCCACCCCUCUGGGCACGGAUACCUCUGUUCGGACGGGGGAUGGCAUCGGAGCAGAGGCGGGCGGUGCUGCAUCCGGAGCCAGGGCGUCCCAGGUGAGAGCUGACCCCCUUAAAGAGGAUGGGCCGGAUCGGACCAAAACAGCACCUGAAGCUGGGAAACCCUCGCCUGAGGUCAACCAUGACUCAGGAUCCAACAAGAGUAACGGCAGCCCAGAGAGGGCAGUACAGAACCCAGUUGCUGAAAAGGACUCCCCGAGGACCUGUGUGCCUGAGAAGCCAGAAGAGAGUGCCAGCCCUAAAGAUGACUCCAGCCUGACACUGCAAGAUAAAUGAAAUCAGAUGCCAGCAUUUAUUUUUGUGAUUGUUGUGGUUCAGAAGAGCUAUUUCCUGGGAGGUGAUGUGCCUGGCAUGAAGGUGCUUGUGUGGGAAGAGAAGAUUCUUUUUCAGGUGAAUGGAAUGGAAUGGAUGGACCUGGAAAGAGACAGGUGAAGGUUGGGUCAGUGCACUGACGGUUGAAAAUAAGUCAGCAGCAGAGAUUUGUCCUGUAAUCACAGAGAGUGAUUCAUACUUUUACAGCAUUGCAUGCUUUGAUGGAGCCUUUUCUUAAGCGCUACACAUCUACGAGCAUACGCAUGCUAGAAGUGUUGUAUUUUUCUACUAAUUACACAAAUGUGAAACACAAACUGAGUGACUCGACCACAUCUGUUUAUUAGCUAGGAGUUUUGACAGAGAGGAACCAGGAGACAGAGAUGCUGGUGUCUGCUGCUUAGUGCUGAGACGUCACGGCGGGGAGGCGGAGGCCGUGUUUCUUCAUCUGAAGGCUCAAGGCCAGUCUCUGAAGCGCAGCUCCACAGCUGCCUGCAUUUUAGGCAUACCUCUGGGUUUACAAAUGACACUUUGAAAAUAGCUCAGCCUAUUUAGUGGAACGUUUGUACCCCAUGUGUGUAACACCAACGUCACAGAAUGCUAAUUCUUUCCCGGGUAAAGGGCCAGUAUCUCCUGGGUUUAAGAAAUGCCUACGCCUCCUGCAAGCAACUUUGUCUUUAUAAGUUAACCCAACACUAGAAGAGCAAAGCACAUCCGUAGCUCAAGUCUCAAACUCCGGGCAACACAACCUGGAUACACAGAAUGACCACUGUGGAACCUCCUUAAGGAACAGCAGUCUUUAUAUUGCUCUGGUGAAUCACAGGCACAGAGCAUGACAGGAAACAAGGCAAGGGUUGAAACAGAUUAGUCAAAGCGAUGGAUCAUGGUCUACUGGAGCCCCUGGUCACUAGCGUCCUUGGAAACACCCCCUCACUGCACGCCCACCCCACUAUAGUAAAGUGCUUUAGCUUUGAGUAUAUUACUAACAGUGCUCAACAGAAAAUGCCAGAGGGGCUGGUGACAUAUAGAGUUUCUUCAUUUAUUCCACAUUGUGCCUACAAUUACUGGCUAACAUUGAACAUUACAUUACAUUAUGGUGCCUGGUGGGCUCUUUAUUCACAGUGCUAGACUGCGCUGACAGAACCUGGAGAACUCACAAAAACAAUCAAAAAACAACAACAAAAAAGAUGGACUUUUAAAAACACAAAACCCAAACCAUGUUAAAUGAACCACCAAAAAAAAAAAAGAAGAAAAAUACUGAUUAUAAAAUCAGAAUAAUCGUAUGUAUACUAUAGACUACACACACACUAUAAAUUAGAAAAAUACUAUAUAAUUAGAAAACAAUGUUGAAAUAGGGAGCUAACAACUGCAGGGACACAAUAUCUACAUGGGCCCUACGUGGCCCUAUAGGAACAGUGGCACAGCUUUGUUUUAUUGUGAUCCUUACUUAAGUCAUAUAUUACCUAAGAGUCAUGGCUUUUGACUAGAUUCACCACUGCAGAAGAUGUUUUGGUCUUUUCAAGUCAAAGCUCGAAAUGAAGAGGGAACGGAAGAUAUGAAGAAAGUCGUGGACGUGAAUGCAAAGACACAGGACAGAGAAGAGCGGGAGAAAGGAUGAGGGCCAACCCAGGUUUAGCUCUCCAACCGCACGAAAGAUGAAGAACAUCAGUGUCUAAGGUCCACCAGGAGAGAGUGGGAGAAGAGCCAGUGACUCCGUAUUCAGCUAGUGCUGACGCCCGACGUGGCAGUUCAUCUCUCAGCGUAUCCAGAGUGCAAAGCCAGGCAUCACGCACCCAGCAGAGUCCUGGAGAGAGCGCCCAGGCCAGUGCUCACCCUCGCCUGAGCACUGAGCAACUGCUCAAAGAAAACAAAUGUGUGAACAUUCUUGACAUCAUCCUCCGUUUAACUAUUGUACUUUCAUGGCAGCACAAGUCAUCCCUUUUCAUGGCAGUAAUUCUUUGCCAUUUGGAAUUGUAGAAAUCUGAGAUUGUUAAUCGCUGACAUUUAAGAGGGCCAUGACACGGUGCUUAGUCUGCCCUCGGAGGGGAACACGCCCCGUGCAGUGUGGUGAUUGCUUUUAAUAUGUGGGGUUUUUCUUGAAAGGCUGCCAAAGUUCUCCUUGGAAAGCUCCCUAAUGAGGGGUUUUUAUGGGCUUCUGCUUCAGCAACGUUUAAGAUUAUUAACGAUUACAGCAGCAAUUUUCCAGCACGUUUUUUAAAACCAGAAAUCAUCCGUUUUUCUGUCCUAGUUGUGGAUACUGAAACAGCACCAUAAAUUUGUUCAAAACCUUGGGCUGUUGGAAUGUGCAAAUGGCUGCAUGUUGUUCAGCAUCCGUUUUCCUUUCUGCUAAAAAUGCUGAGACUUGAACUGUGGCGCUACAUGGAAAAAUGUCAUGAUUCAUUUUUACUCAUAAAUAAAGACAAAUACUUCCGCUUCAGUCUAUGUAAAUUGAUUUUAUUUUGCUCUAGCUAGAAUUUUGAUCAUGACUAAAAAUUAAGUGGUUUCAACUCUGCGAAAUGUUUUUUUAAAUACAAUUAGGAUUAAUUUCUCAGACAUCCAGUCUUAGACUAAAGCACCAAUGGAGAAUCACCAUCACAAAUGAUAUUUUAUUCAAUACUUGGGCCUAAUCCAGAUCUAGAAAUUCGCUCUUCAGUGUCCCUACAUUUCACUUCACGGGUCUUAGGGAGGGAGCUGAAUUUUAAUCAUUUAAUCCUCAGAGACUUUCCAUUACUGAUCAAAUAGUGAAAACAGCACCCUCUACUGUUCAGCAACCAGAACUACAGGUUCAGGAAGCCCUAACAACAAACCAUAAUAAAACUGCGAAUGCAUCACUAUAGCCAUUAUUAAUACUCAUGUUCAAAGGUGUUCAUUUAUAUUGAUGCUUAUAUGUAAUGGUAAAGCAAACAACGUGCUGCAAAUUAUGACAAAGCUGCACUUUUAUAGUUUAAUGGUUUUAUCUUUACAAAAGAGGUAACGCUGCAGAUGUUCCUACAGACACCAUUAGAAAAAAAUCUGAAAUCAGUAUUUCAUAUAUUUAUCUAUAUAUUGAAAAGUACAAGAAAUAAUAUUAAUAAUUUUAAUAUAACAAUAGCACAGAUGACAAUGACAACUGUAAUAAAAGUGGAUCAAAAAGUGACAUUUUACGUAAAUAACAUUAAAGAAUCAGGUAACAGAAACAAAAUCAGCCAAAAGUUCCCUUCUACUGUACGUCAGACACUUACAGGAAGUGCUGUUUGUCUGAAGUUUUAUAAAAUACAUCAAAAACGCAGGAAGCAAUUUUAUUUCCUUCAAGGAAAAGUACUAUAAAAUAAGUUACAGUACAGUGAAUUUGUCUAAACUGACUUUGUUCCCGUCUUCCAGCCUUAGGUAAGCACAAAACGCUGACAUUUCACAAGUACAUUGUACAUGAAUACAAGGAUCGUUUGUUCUCUUAUGAAA